Messenger RNA from Hibiscus syriacus, 620 nucleotides. RefSeq names its product probable histone H2B.1. The record is from RefSeq and is a predicted model, not a curated record. Gene Ontology annotation, molecular function: structural constituent of chromatin; DNA binding; protein heterodimerization activity. Bases 77 to 520 code for a protein of 147 amino acids. The transcript has a single exon. Gene Ontology annotation, biological process: nucleosome assembly. Lineage: Eukaryota; Viridiplantae; Streptophyta; Magnoliopsida; Malvales; Malvaceae. Gene Ontology annotation, cellular component: nucleosome.
UUUUCCGUCAUUCGUCACUCAACCACCGCGAUUAAAUUCCUCAACUCACGCUUUACUUAACAAUCUUGCUUCCUCAAUGGCCCCAAAAGCAGAGAAGAAGCCGGCGGAGAAGAAGCCAGCGGAGGAGAAAAAGACCACCGUCGCCGAGAAAGCUCCAGCGGAGAAGAAGCCAAAGGCCGGCAAGAAGCUUCCCAAGGAAAGCGGUGCUACCGGAGACAAGAAAAAGAAGAAAGCCAAGAAGAGUGUGGAGACUUACAAGAUCUACAUCUUCAAGGUCCUCAAACAAGUCCACCCUGAUAUCGGGAUCUCUAGUAAAGCCAUGGGGAUCAUGAACAGUUUCAUCAACGACAUCUUCGAGAAGCUUGCUCAAGAGGCUUCGAGGCUCGCGAGGUACAACAAGAAGCCCACUAUCACCUCCAGGGAAAUCCAGACCGCCGUUAGGCUUGUUUUGCCCGGAGAACUUGCGAAGCACGCCGUCUCUGAGGGUACCAAGGCGGUGACUAAGUUUACUAGCUCUUGAGAUUAGGGUUUCUUUAUCUCGAGGAUUUGGGAUUUUGUAUGUUGAAUUUCCUUUUGAUGAAUGUAAGUACUUGUUACUAAUGGAUUUAAAAUUUGAGCUA